Molecule: messenger RNA, 912 nt
Organism: Serpula lacrymans var. lacrymans S7.9
Lineage: Eukaryota; Fungi; Basidiomycota; Agaricomycetes; Boletales; Serpulaceae
Exons: 9
Coding region: 1-912 (303 amino acids)
Source: RefSeq, a predicted model, not a curated record
AUGGCAGAACUUCAUGUCUGGCAGCUGGGCCUGGAAAUAGGCCGGCAAAAUAGCAGAGGAUCCACAAACUCACGGUUCCAUGAUUUUUGGCCAUCCCAAAAAGGAUGGUGUCCACGCUGUACAGCGCUACCAACCAACCUUGAUGGAGAAGGCAAAAGACGUUCAGAAGAGCAUACAGAAGUGCUUGUCAAUUGUUUGGAUUUAGGUGUAUUGUGGGAUGAGUAUGGCAUUGUAGGGGACCUGGUAACAAUAUUGACCAAAGGUUUGCGCCGCUUCCCUCAAGGCCGUGGAUUCAAACAGUGGACUGCAGACAACUCAAAAGCACUAAUGAAGCCAUUGAAAGACAUGUCCCCCCCUGACAUAGUACGCACAUUUCGUGCAUUCCUGGAAUUCUACUAUCUAGUCCGACGUGAUGUCCAUGACAAAGAUACACUAGCAAAGAUACAAGACACCCUCAGCAAAUUUCAUCAAUACCGAACAAUAUUUCAAAAUCUUGGUGUCAGGCCAACCGGGUUUUCUCUACCUCAUGUUCCUGGCCAUCAUCAGCUCAUGACCAAUGCCGACACUGACUCAAAUGCUGUCAAUAACAACCACAAUGAGGACGAUGCUGUACCAGGACACACAACUACUAGCCAUGUAGAACUAGGAAGACAACAAUGUCAUCAAAUCAACCAACCUGACCUCCCCAAUUUAAUACAGCAAUUUCUGUUUGACCAGAUCCAUCUCGACGAUGUGAAUGCUUCAUCCUCACAUGAUAUUCCCUUUUCGCUUUGUCCCUACUUUGAUGGCCAAGUCUCAGUCUUCCACUCCGCUACUGCAUACUACUAUGCACCUUGUGACCCCAGUGGCAUCAAUUGCAUGAGGGGCAAGAUCCUCAGAGCAGUACCAUCUUGGCGUGGGGGUGCUCCUUGA